Molecule: messenger RNA, 1623 nt
Organism: Bipolaris oryzae ATCC 44560
Lineage: Eukaryota; Fungi; Ascomycota; Dothideomycetes; Pleosporales; Pleosporaceae
Exons: 3
Coding region: 1-1623 (540 amino acids)
Biological process (GO): protein O-linked glycosylation via fucose; GDP-fucose import into Golgi lumen
Cellular component (GO): Golgi apparatus
Molecular function (GO): antiporter activity
Source: RefSeq, a predicted model, not a curated record
AUGAAUUCGUCGCGUGCAUUCACCAGGGCUACCCAGAACACAUUCCGCAAGCCCCUCGAUUUUCUCAGCAAUCUUUCGCGCGGCCCCAUCCAGCUUCCCAGGGCCAAAAAGAGAAAGGACAGCAACGCACACCAACGCUACAACAGCAUCAGCUCCAUAGACGACACCGACCAUUCCGACGUCGAAUUUUACGCCCAAAUGGAGUCCUCGAGGCGGAGCCACUCUGCGCACAACUCGCAGUCGGAGCUGCAGCCGCCCGUGCCCCUCAUAGACGUAGGCAGCCGCAGCAACAGCCCAUAUCCGCGCAAUCGCAGCGCCGCACAGAGCGAAGACGAGGAAGACGACGACUUCGAGCCCGCGAGCAGCAUACGGCCGCUAGUCAGCAGCGACGUCGGGAGUGGAGGCCAUGCUUUUCGUGGCUUCUGGCAGCAGGGUGGCCCGGGGGCCUUCUUUUUUGGCACGUGGAAGGGCUGGCAGAUCUGGGUUGGACUGCUGGUCUUCUGGGUCGGCGGGUGCAGCUUUGGCCUGCUCCUCAUGAACUGCUUCAUCAUGCUCACGGGCGUCUACAAAUUCCCCUUUCCCCUGACCCAAUCCUACGCACAACUCAUCAUCACUCACCUUCUCCUCAUCCUCGUCUCAAGCCUAUUGCGCUUCUCCAGCAAUCCCCUGCGCUUCAUUGGCUUUGGCGCUGCUGUACCGCCAUCACAGCCGGCCGCUCCGCAAGGAGGAGCAUAUCGAGGGGGCAGAAAACCCGGCAUCUCCGCCUUUGCUCGCUGGCUCUCAAAUGGCUCGGGAGGCAUUGCAGGUGGCGGGCUGUUUGAGUUUGAUCUCCAAAUCGCCAAGCAGGUGCUGCCCCUCGCGGUGGUCUUUGUGGCCAGGGUGCUUCUCAGUAACUACUCAUUCGCAUAUGCACCACUUCCUACCUACCAGCUUGCUCGCAUCGGUAUAACUCCACUUGCAAUUAUCUUCGCUUGUGUUCUGCAGAAAGAAAACAUUACCGGCAGUGCCCUCUCUUCCGCCCUCAUUGCGACCCUCAACCUCUUCUUCGCCUCUUACCGCCCCGAUGUCCGUGUGACUUGGGAGUCGGUCGUCGCCGGCGUCUUCUCUUCUGGCUUCGUUGCCCUCUACCCCAUCCUCCUUCUCCGCACGUACCGCACCAUGGUUGCAAAUCUUGUGCCUUCGGGCGAUGUGCUUACAGGAUACCCCACCGGCUCGGAAGAGUCGGGUAACCGAGAAGAAACCCGCGCAUUUUAUCGCACACUGCACUACACUUCGCUUGUCUCUCUCAUGAUACUUACACCGAUUGUCAUUAUUUCUGGCGAGGUACCACACAUAUGGUACAAUAUCCCGUUCCUCGAUGUUCCGUUUUUCUGGGCCAUGAUGCUGUUUGGAGGCAUGGGCUCGUGGGCUGUCUUCUCAAGUACACUACUGCUAGUUAAGGCGACAUCUCCUCUCACGGCAACCUUUGUAGCCGUCCCCAGGAGUGCCUUCCAGCUCGUGGCCAUUUCCCUCUUCAAGGCCCCUGCACAGACUUGGUUGGGAGUAGUACUUUGCUGGAUCAGCAGCUUGUGGUUUCUCGUCACGAGGCGAGACGAAGGCCGGAGUAGGGACAGACUAGGGUAA